AUGCCAGGAUGGUACGAUAUUACUUCUUUCUCAGAUCUCAACGCUGUCCACGAUGAAACCGGCAUCUUGAAGUCCCGAACAUACUUGACUGGCCUCGUCGAAUCAGAAAUCAAAGACCACAAGAUCCCAUCAGACAAGAUCAUCAUCGGAGGUUUCUCCCAAGGCGGAGCAAUCUCAAUAUUUACAGGUCUUACAAUCAAACAGAAACUGGCAGGUGUCUAUGGCUUAUCGUGCUACCUAACACUACACGACAAGAUCCCUGAGUACGUCAAGGAAGCAAACAAGGUCAACCAAGAAACUCCAUUCUUCAUUGGUCACGGCGAUGCUGAUCAGGUCGUUCGGUAUGAGUGGGGCGUUGAGACGGCGAGAAUCAUCGAAAAGGACCUGGGACAUAAGGUCGAAUUUCACACUUAUCCGAACUUGCCGCACAGUGCUGCUUUGGAGGAAAUAGAUGACUUGGAGAACUGGAUUACGAAGUGCUUGAGUACAGGAUCUGCAGUCUCAGGAGAGUCGAGUGAUGGUAAGGCGAGUAUGUGA
Messenger RNA from Lithohypha guttulata, 537 nucleotides. RefSeq lists its product as uncharacterized. Bases 1 to 537 code for a protein of 178 amino acids. The transcript is spliced from 2 exons. Gene Ontology annotation, molecular function: palmitoyl-(protein) hydrolase activity; carboxylic ester hydrolase activity. NCBI's taxonomy places the organism in Eukaryota, Fungi, Ascomycota, Eurotiomycetes, Chaetothyriales, Trichomeriaceae. Gene Ontology annotation, cellular component: cytoplasm. Gene Ontology annotation, biological process: protein depalmitoylation. The record is from RefSeq and is a predicted model, not a curated record.